Telopea speciosissima is the source of this 1985-nucleotide messenger RNA. RefSeq names its product cysteine-rich receptor-like protein kinase 10. Gene Ontology annotation, biological process: protein phosphorylation. Gene Ontology annotation, molecular function: protein kinase activity; ATP binding. The coding region runs from base 25 to 1977 and encodes 650 amino acids. The transcript is spliced from 7 exons. NCBI's taxonomy places the organism in Eukaryota, Viridiplantae, Streptophyta, Magnoliopsida, Proteales, Proteaceae. The record is from RefSeq and is a predicted model, not a curated record.
UAGAGAACCCCAAGAACCCAAGUAAUGGUGCUCAUCUUCUUCUUCGUCGCCCUCUCUUUCCUGCUUAGCUUCUGCAGCUGCGGCGACCCUAUUUACCUUGGCCACGAUUGCCCAGACACAAUUCCUCUUUUCGGUUCCAACAGCACCUACCAAUCUAACCUCAACACCCUUCUCUCUUCUCUCUCCUCAAACGCCACCUCCAACUCCAAUAACGCCUACUCCAACGCCACCAUCGGCCAGAGUACCGACGCCGUUUACGGCCUCUACUACUGCACAGGCUACGUCACCCGCGAUGUGUGCAGCAAUUGUGUUAACUUCGGUGCUCGGGAUAUUCUCCAGCACUGUCCCAACCGGAAAACCAGUUAUAUUUGGUACGACGAGUGUAUGUUGCGCUACUCCGACCAGUCCUUCUUCUCCACAGUCUCCGACUCCCCUUCAUUCAAUUUGUAUAACCCUAAUAACAUCUCAGACCCAAUUCGGUUUAAUGAGCUCUUGGGAGAUACAAUGAACGAUACCGCCACUGAAGCAGCCUCCAAUUUAGAGAGAUUCUCCAUUAAAGAAGCUAAUUUCACAAAUAAUCAGACACUGUAUUGUAUGGCGCAGUGUAGCCCUGAUUUAUCGGGGAACGAAUGUAACAUUUGCCUUGUGGGUGCCAUCGCUGAUCAACUCAGUUCUUUUAGCGGUUUACAAGGUGGAAGGGUUCUCAAUCCCAGUUGUAACAUUAGGUUUGAGAUGUACUGUUUCUUCCCUGUCAAAGCUUUGAGACCUACCCUUCAUGCUCCUCCGCCUCCGAGUGACAGAACUACCAGUCCAGAAAAUGAAGGAAAAUCAUGGAGGAAAAUAGUUGCCAUUGUUGUUCCGGUUGCUGUUGCAGGAUUGAUUCUUUUCUCUGUUCUCUGGUAUUGUUUUCUAAUUCGGAAGAGAAAGCAGGAUUUGUCAAAGGAGAAGGGUGGGAACAGAAUUAAAAAUGCAGAAUCAUUGCAAUUUGAUUUCAGUGAAGUCCUUUCAGCCACGAACAACUUUGCAGAUGUUAAUAAGAUUGGUGAAGGAGGAUUUGGUGAAGUUUUCAAGGGUAAGCUUCCUAAUGGACAAGAAAUUGCUGUGAAGAGGCUCUCAAGAGACUCAAGGCAAGGUGCAAAAGAAUUCAAGAAUGAGGUUGUGCUAGUUGCAAAGCUUCAACACCGGAAUCUUGUCAGGCUCUUGGGAUUCUGCUUGGAGGGAGAGGAAAAGAUACUCAUCUAUGAGUUUGUACCCAACAAAAGCCUCGACUACUUCCUAUUCGACCCUGAGAAUUGUGUUCAGUUAGAUUGGCAGAGUCGUUACAAGAUCAUAGGAGGGAUUGCUCGAGGACUCCUUUAUCUUCAUGAAGAUUCCCGCCUUAGAAUUAUUCAUAGAGACCUUAAAGCAAGCAAUAUCUUGUUAGAUAGGGAAAUGAAUCCCCAAAUUUCAGAUUUUGGGACAGCAAGAAUUUUUGGAGUGGACCAAACUCAAGCAAAAACAAACAGAAUAAUUGGGACUCAUGGUUACAUGCCUCCGGAGUAUGUAAUUCAUGGGCAGUUCUCAGUCAAAUCAGAUGUGUUCAGCUAUGGUUUAUUAGUUUUGGAGAUUGUAAGUGGAAAGAAGAACAGUAGUUUCUAUCAAACAGACUCUGUUCAGACCCUUAUGAGCCAUGCAUGGAGUUAUUGGAAUGCAGGAACAGCCUUUGAGUUGGUUGACCCAAUUAUGAGAGAAAAUUGUUCACAAAGUGAAAUUAUGAGAUGCAUUCAUAUUGGAUUAUUGUGUGUUCAGGAAAAUGUAGCCGCCAGACCCACUAUGGCAUCUGUAGUUCUCAUGUUGAACAGCUACUCAGUUACUCUCCCAUUACCCUCACAACCUGCAUUUUUUGUGCAAAGCAGAAUGGAAUCAGAUCAAUCUAAUAGCAGAACGAUACCAUUGUCUGUCAAUGGAUUGUCGAUCAGUGUGUUAGAGUCCCGAUAAUGUGAAUA